Messenger RNA from Protobothrops mucrosquamatus (brown spotted pit viper), 1296 nucleotides. It is a transcript of the gene DIPK1B, whose product is annotated as divergent protein kinase domain 1B. Lineage: Eukaryota; Metazoa; Chordata; Lepidosauria; Squamata; Viperidae. Bases 1 to 1296 code for a protein of 431 amino acids. The transcript has 5 exons. The record is from RefSeq and is a predicted model, not a curated record.
AUGAAAGUGGAUUUUAGAAGGAGCCCUCCUGUUCUGACACCUCUUACAAUAUUAGAAGACAUGAGCCGCCUUCCCGGCAUCAAAGUGAAGUACCUCUUCUUUGCCUGGCUGGGCAUUUUUGUGGGCAGCUGGAUGGUCUACAUACAUUAUUCGUCCUACUCUGAGCUCUGCAGGGGACACGUCUGCCAGACGAUCAUUUGCGAUCAAUACAACAAAGGCAUCAUUUCGGGAUCAAUGUGCAAAGACCUUUGUGAGGACCACACCUUGGUCUUUGAACACUGCUUGUCACCUUCUCCCACCCAGCAGGUCUACAGCGGCCUCUGGAAGGAGAAAGAGGUGAUUAUCAAAUGUGGCCUGGAAGAAGCGCUGAAGGCCGACAGCAACCCAGAUGCAGACCCCAGGAGAGACGUGGUUCUCUUCAACAAGCCAACAAGGGGGACAUCUAUGGACGAAUUCCGGGAGAUGCUUCUGAAUUUCUUGAAAGCUGGUCUUGGGGAUCAAGCCUCCCUCAUCAACUUGGUGAACCAGAUUAUCGCCAUGGCCGACGUCAGUCGGGACGGGAAGCUUUCUCUGGCCGAAGCGAAAUCAAUCUGGGCGCUUCUGCAGCUGAACGACUUCCUGCUGACCUUCUCCCUGCACGAGAAGGAGCACACCCCCAGGCUGCUGGGGCACUGUGGCGAUCUGUAUCUCACGGAGAAGAUCCACCACACCUCCCUCUACACCAUGGACCUUCCUCCCUUCCUGCAGCCGCUGCUGCCUUCUGCCCUCCUCAGGAUCGUCCACCAGUGGUUCUCCCCCGCCUGGCCCCGGCGAGCCAAAAUCGCCAUUGGACUUCUGGAAUUUGUGGAGGAGAUCUUCCACGGGACCUACGGCAACUUCUACAUCUGCGAGGCCGGCUUCACCCACAUGGGCUACAAUAACAGAUAUGACUUCAAAAUGGUGGAUCUCAGGACGGUGGCCACGGAGAUGACCAUCCAGGGGUUUCUCAAGGGCCGUCACUGUGAGCAAAACGCGGACUGCACGUACGGGAAGGACUGCGUGGCGCCGUGCGAUAAGCUCAUGAAGCAGUGCAAGAGCGAUGUGGUGCAGCCCAACCUCGCCAAGGUUUGUGGGCUCCUGCUGGAGUACCUGCUGCACGGGGCCCCGAGUGACUUGAAGGAGGAGCUGCAGAAGCAGCUGAAAACGUGCACCACGCUCAGCGGCCUGGCCAGCCAAAUGGAGGUGCACCACUCGCUGGUGCUCAACAGCCUCAAGACCCUCUUGUGGAAGAAAAUCUCAAACACCAAAUAUUCUUAG